Messenger RNA from Microdochium trichocladiopsis, 5149 nucleotides. RefSeq names its product vacuolar protein sorting/targeting protein PEP1. Gene Ontology annotation, biological process: Golgi to endosome transport; Golgi to vacuole transport; protein targeting to vacuole. The coding region runs from base 399 to 4958 and encodes 1519 amino acids. Lineage: Eukaryota; Fungi; Ascomycota; Sordariomycetes; Xylariales; Microdochiaceae. The transcript is spliced from 2 exons. The record is from RefSeq and is a predicted model, not a curated record. Gene Ontology annotation, cellular component: Golgi apparatus; membrane. Gene Ontology annotation, molecular function: protein binding.
ACCGGAGUUGGCCUAAUCACACCCAGACCUCACUGCUUGCGAGUCCAUUCGACAAUCCUGUGCAGCCAACAAUCCUGCAGCCUGCUCCAUCAAUCACCCACGACAGCCUGUGGCACGUCCCGGGCAUUCCACGUUUCCUGCUCUAUCCGUAGCAGCACAAAGAUUGUCGCCGCGCCGCAGCUCCAGCCUGGUUGACUCCCACAGCUACCCGUAGACCCUCGAGCUUCAGUUGCUUGCCAUCAACCACCAUCGCGAUAAGUCUCUACCACGAAACAGUCUCCUGGGCCGAACCAUACCUCUAUCCGUCCUCUCGAGCCCUCCGCACGUGCCCAUCUGGGUUGCCAUAAGCUCGGCCGCGCUGCUAUGCCCGCUGAGGCCGCCACACCUACACCGAGACCAUGAGGGUGAGCAGCGCUCUCCGGGCGGCAGCCCCGUCAUGGGCCGUUGCCAUCCUGAUGCUCGCCGGUCUCGCACCGGUCACGGCAAAGGACGAGCCCACCAUCGAAGCCCACGAGUUCGACAGCCUGCCGAGUGGGCUCUACUACUUCCCGGGCUCCAACGUCAUCAUGUUCCAGGAGAGCCGGGACGGCACGGUCUGGCGGUCCGAGAAUGGUGGCUCGUCCUGGGAGAAGCCCAAGGGCGUUGACCAGAAGGAGGCUCUCGUCUUCGUGCCCCACGAGUUCGACCCCAAUCGCGCCUACAUCCUGACCGAAGGCAAAGAACACUGGCAGACAAAAGACAAGGGCAAGAGCUGGGACAAGUUCAAUACUGGCGUGCACACCAGCCAGCUGCGCAAGUACGGCUGGCUGGUAUUCAAUGCCGGCAACCCGGACCACAUCAUCUUCCACGGCAUGGAGUGCGAGAGCAUAUUCUGCUCCGGCGUGGUCGUCUACACCACCGACGGGUUCGAGAAGCCGGGCAAGUACCUCCGCGAAGACGCCGACGACUGCUGGUGGGCCAAGAGCUCGGAGCUCUUCACUACCGGCAAGAAGGAGGAGGAUGACAACAGGGUCAUGUGCAUCGUCAACGACUCCUUCUUCUCUGGCAAGGAGGCCAACCACCUCGUCAUGUCCGAUGACUUCUUCCGCGAGAAGGACGACGGCUCAAUCAGUGAAUUUGAGCCCGGCAUCAACAGCGGCGAGACAGUCGAGGGUGUGCUCAACCUGGUCACCGUCAAGAAGUACCUUUUGGUGGCGACGACGUCGAAGAACACCGACGAGAUGGCACUCUUUGUGACCCAGGACACCCAUGAGUGGCACCGCGCCGUCUUCCCCUCUGAUCACAAAGUCAGCCAACGAGGCUACACCGUGCUCGAGAGCACCAACUACAGUGUCCAGAUCGACGUCAUGAGCGGUUCUCGUGUGUCUCAGCCAAUGGGAAGCCUGUUCUCGAGCAAUUCCAACGGCACAUACUUUACACAGAGUGCUGAGCACACCAACCGUAACCAUGAGGGCAACGUCGACUUCGAAAAGGUUUCGACAAUACAAGGCGUUUUCCUCGUCAACCAGGUUGAUAACUGGGAGGAAGUCUUGGAGGAGGCAAAUGAGAAGAAGAAGAUCAAGACCAAGAUCACCUUCGACGAUGGCAGAACCUUUGAAAAGAUCACCGCCGGCGACGACGAGAUCCACCUGCACUCGGUGACCGAACUGCAUAAUCUCGGUGCCGUGUUCUCCAGCCCAGCGCCUGGCCUCGUGAUGGGCAAUGGCAACACAGGAAAGUAUCUCGACAAAUACGAGGAUUCCAACCUCUACAUCUCCGACGAUGGCGGUCGCACCUGGGUAAAGGGUCCAAAAGGCCCACACAAGUACGAGUUUGGCGACCAAGGCUCGAUCUUGAUUGCAGUAGAAGAUCGCGAGAACGGCGCCGUUGGCGAAGUCAAGUACUCUCUGGACCACGGUCUCGAGUGGAAGACGGUUUCGCUGCCCAAGGACAUCAAAAUCACCCCGUGGGUUCUGACAACCACCCAAGAUUCGACUUCUCUCAAGUUCAUCCUCACUGGUUGGUCCGGCAAGGACAAGAGCCCCGACAAGUUUUACGCCAUCUCCAUCGACUUCGAGGGCCUCCACGAGGACAAAUGCUCCGAUGACGAUAUGGAGACGUGGACUGCCCGCUUGGACAAGGACGACAAGCCCGGCUGCAUCAUGGGUCACACUCAGACCUACCGGCGCAGGAAGAAGAAGGCUGAGUGCUUCAUCAAGUCCGAGUUCAAUCUGGCCGAGCCUGACGGCGAGGCUUGCACCUGUUCCGACGCAGACUUCGAGUGUGACUUUAACUUUAAACUUGACGGGAAGGAGUGCAAGCCCGUGGGUCCCGUGAAGGCUCCCAAGGACGCUUGCAAGAGUGGCAAGGAUGACGAAACAUUCAUGGGUUCUUCCAGGUGGCGUCUCAUCCCUGGUGAUAGGUGCAAGCGCGGAGACGGGGAGCAAAAGGACAAGGAGAAGGAGUGGAAGUGCGCCGAUGCUCAGACACCGCCAAGCACACCGGGCAGCGGCGAGGUCGAUCACGAGGUCAAGUUGUUUGAGGGUGACUUCAACGGCAUUGAGAAGCACUAUCUGGAGCGCGGCGAGUCGAGCUCGUCAGACGACGAGACCAUCAUCGCCAGACCUUACAAGUGGACAGCCAAAGGGCUCGAGAACUUAGGCGACAUCGUCAUUACUCACGACUCUGGCAAGACAUGGAAGAAGCCCGAGGCGCUCAAGGACGUUUCCGUCGCCUACAUCGCCCCGCACCCGUACGUCAAGGACAUGGUCUUCUUCAUCACAAGAAAAGGAAAGGUCUAUUACAGUCCCGAUCGUGGCCACCGAUUCGACUCGUUUGAGCCGCCUGUGCCGCUGGAUUCGCUGCAAUACGGCCCACCCCUGGCUUUCCACCCAGAUCGCAAGGACUGGCUCAUCUGGCAUGGGCAAAAGUGUACCGGCAAGGACAACUGCUACAAAGAAGCCGCCUUGUCGACCGACCGAGGUGACAACUGGAAGACGAUCCAGCGAUACGUGCACCGUUGCGAGUUCACGGGUAACUCGGCCUACAACUUCCGCAACGAGUCGCAGAUUGUCUGCCUUGCCAACAAGCGGGAGGACAAUGAUGAGGGCGGUCCUCUCCAGCUUCUUUACACGGACGACAUCUCCAAGUACGACAUGAAGGUCGCUCUCGACGACGUCAAGGAGUUUGCCACCAUGGCAGAGUUCAUCCUCGUAGCCGCUGAGAACAAGACGUCAGGUGACCUUGCCGCAUACGCCAGCAUGAACGGCAGGGAUUAUGCCCCGACUCAGUUUCCUUACAACUUCAAGGUCCCGCACACCAGCGCUUACACAGUUCUGGAUAGCUCGACACAUGCGGUCAACCUCUUUGUCUUGACUGGGUCCAGUGACGGACGCAACUACGGCAGCAUUCUGAAGAGUAAUUCUAAUGGAACCUCUUACGUGCUGAGUGCGCCCGAAGUCAACUGCGACAAGGACUUCUAUGUCGACUUUGAGAAGAUGAUGGGUCUCGAAGGUGUCGUGCUCAUCAACACGGUCGAGAACGCAGAAGAUGAUUCUGCCAAGAAGCGUCUGCAGACCAAGAUCAGCCACAACGACGGCGCCGAAUGGGACUUCCUGCCCCCACCGGCCAAGGACAAGGAGGGCAAGUCUUUCAGCUGCUCGAGCAGCAAGGGCGAUGAGUCGUGUGCGCUGCACAUCCACGGCUACACGGAGCGCAUUGACCGCGCAAAGACGUACUCGUCCGAGUCCGCUGUGGGAAUCAUGUGUGGUGUUGGCAAUGUCGGUCCCAUGCUCGGAGAUCCCGAGGAUGCCGAUACUUUCAUGACAGUUGACGGGGGCCUUCACUGGAAACACGUCAAGAAGGGGCGGUGGAUGUGGGCCUUCGGUGAUCAGGGCGGCCUUGUCGUCCUCGCUCAGCGCGAGGAGAAGACCAAAAUUGUUUCGUACACGACUGAUCAGGGCGAGACGUGGACAGACUACAAGUUUACGGACGACGAGGUUGUCAUCUCUGACGUGACCACUGUCCGAUCUGGAUCGUCGCGGAACUUCGUCGUCUGGGGUGUCAAGGGCAAGGAGCUGUUUGCUGCCAACAUUGACUUCUCCGGACUUACCGACACCGAGUGCAAGCAGGACGAGGAUCCGGUCAAGUCGGACUAUGAAGUCUGGUCGCCCGAACAUCCCAUGCAGCCCAACGGGUGCCUGUUUGGCCACAAGAACAUGUUUCUGCGCAAGAAGAAGGACCGGAAGUGCUACAAUGGCAAGAAGCUGAAGUACCUGUACAACGUCGAGAACUGCGAGUGUACUCGACAGGACUUUGAGUGCGACUACAACUUCGAGCUCAACUCUCACCGAUACUGCGAGAAGGUGGAGGGCCUUCCGACCAUCUCCAAGGAAGAGUACUGCAGUGCUCACCCUGACGCCACCGAGUUCUACGAGCCUAGUGGCUUCCGCCGCAUCCCCCUCACCACCUGCAAAGGCGGCCUGGAGAUGGACAAGACGCAGCAGGUGUACCCAUGUCCAGGUCACGAGGAGGAGUUUGAGAAGGCGCACGGCGUCUCUGGCGUUGCCAUCUUCUUCGCCGUCGUCAUCCCCUUUAUCCUCGCCGGCGGCGUGGGCUGGUACGUCCGCAAGCACUGGCGCGGCAAUUUCGGCCAGAUCCGGCUGGGCGAGACGAAUCCGCUGGACAACGACUCGCCGAUUGUCAAGUAUCCCAUCAUUGUGGUCUCGGCUGCCGUGGCCGUGGUCGGCGCCAUGCCCCUGCUCAUCGGCAGCCUCUGGCGCACCGUCAGCUCGACGCUCGGCAACCUCAGCGGCCGCUCCAGCGGCGGUGGCAACUACAGCUGGCUACGGGGCUCCGGUGGUGGCGGGCAGCGCAGGUUCACGACCAGGGACAGCUUCGCGCGCCGCGGCGGCGAUUACGCGAUUGUCGACGAUGUUGAGGGUGAGCUCCUCGGCGAUGACAGCGAUGAGGAUGUCUAAAAAAUAAAAAAAAAAGGGUUGGAUGCGGGGGAUGUAGCUGUUAUUGUAACUAUAUGGCCGAAAUGUCGAGCCUGGGCCAUCUCGAGAGAGAAAGCCGGUCUUUGGAGCCCGGUGGGUGUGGGCGGUUUGCUCGGCCGCGUGUGAGCGAGGAAUAGCCAAGAUAUAGGAUUAUACAAGAUUAUUUCGUUUCA